CAGGUGAACUAUGACCACUUUACUCCUCGUGUUUGUGACUCUGCGGGUCAUCGCCGCUACCGUCUCCAUAGAAGUCUCAGACCCUGACAACUCGCUGAGUGUCAGCAUCCCCGAGCCGUCCCCUCUGCGGGUCCUCCUGGGGACCUCCCUCACUAUCCCCUGCUACUUCAUCGACCCCAUGCACCCCGUGACCACCGCCCCCGCCACCGCCCCCCUCACCCCGAGAAUCAAAUGGAGCCGCAUCUCCAAGGAGAAGGAGAUGGUCCUGCUGGUGGCCACGGACGGGCAGGUGCGGGUCAACGGCGCCUACCAGGACAAGGUCUCGCUGCCCAACUACCCAGCCAUUCCCAGCGACGCCACCUUGGAAAUUCAGAACCUGCGCUCCAACGACUCCGGGAUCUACCGCUGUGAGGUCAUGCAUGGCAUCGAGGACAGCGAGGCCACCGUGGAGGUCGUGGUGAAGGGAAUCACCCCACUUUGGGCUCCUGGCAGGUACCCCAUCCACGUUCCCCGGGAAGGCUGCUACGGGGACAAGGACGAGUUUCCCGGCGUGAGAACCUAUGGCAUCCGCGACACCAAUGAGACGUAUGACGUGUACUGCUUCGCCGAGGAGAUGGAGGGCGAGGUCUUCUACUCGACGUCUCCAGAGAAGUUCACCUUCCAGGAGGCUGCCAACGAGUGCCGACGGCUGGGCGCCCGGCUGGCCACCACGGGUCAGCUGUACCUGGCCUGGCAGGGCGGCAUGGACAUGUGCAGCGCCGGCUGGCUGGCCGACCGCAGCGUGCGCUACCCCAUCUCCAAGGCCAGGCCCAACUGCGGCGGCAACCUCCUGGGCGUGAGGACCGUGUACCUGCACGCCAACCAGACGGGCUACCCCGACCCCUCAUCCCAACGCUUGCCUCUGUCCCCGUGCCCAGGUGAAGACUUUAUCGAUAUCCCAGAAAACUUCUUCGGGGUGGGUGGCGAGGAGGACAUCACCGUGCAGACGGUGACCUGGCCCGACGUGGAGCUGCCCUUGCCCCGGAACAUGACGGAGGGCGAAGCCCGCGGCAACGUGAUCCUCACGGUGAAGCCCAUCUUCGGCGGCUCCCCCACGGCCCUGGAGCCCGAGGAACCCCUCACCUUGGCCCCCGACAUCGAGGCCACCGCCUUCCCUGAGGCUGAGAACGGGACUGGAGGGGCCACCAGGCCCUGGGCCUUUCCCGGGGCGUCCACGCCUGGCCUGGGCCCCUUCACCGGCGAAGACCUGGUGGUGCAGGUGACCGCAGCCCCGGGUGAAACCCAGGUCCCCGGGCAGCCGCGAUUGCCAGGGGGGGUCGUGUUCCACUACCGCCCCGGCUCUGCCCGCUACUCACUGACCUUCGAGGAGGCACAGCAGGCCUGCCUGCGCACCGGGGCGGUCAUCGCCUCGCCCGAGCAGCUCCAGGCCGCCUACGAAGCAGGCUAUGAGCAGUGUGACGCCGGCUGGCUGCAGGACCAGACCGUGAGAUACCCCAUUGUGAGCCCGAGGACCCCGUGUGUGGGCGACAAGGACAGCAGCCCGGGGGUCCGGACCUACGGUGUGCGCCCACCGUCAGAAACCUAUGAUGUCUACUGCUACGUGGACAAGCUCGAAGGGGAGGUGUUCUUCGUCACGCGCCCGGAGCAGUUCACCUUCCAGGAAGCCCUGGCGUUCUGUGAAUCCCACAACGCCACGCUCGCCUCCACCGGCCAGCUCUACGCCGCCUGGAGCCUCGGCCUGGACAAGUGCUACGCCGGCUGGCUGGCCGACAGCAGCCUCCGCUACCCCAUCGUCACCCCUCGGCCGGCCUGUGGCGGGGACAAGCCAGGCGUGAGGACCGUCUACCUCUACCCCAACCAGACAGGCCUCCUGGACCCACUGUCCCGGCACCAUGCCUUCUGCUUCCGCGGUGUCUCAGCUGCGCCCUCUCCCGGAGAAGAUCGGGGUGGCACGCCCACACCCCCUUCAGACGUGGAGGACUGGAUCACCCCCCAAGUGGGACCCGGCGUGGCUGCUGUCCCCUCGGGGGAGGAGACCACUGCGGUCCCCGACUUCACCGUGGAGCCAGAAAACUACACGGAAGGGGAACGGGCCUACACCCCCGCGGGCACCUUGCCGCUGCCAGGGGUCCCUCCUACAUGGCCUCCCACAAGCACAGCCACAGAGGAGAGCAGAGAAGGCCCUUCUGCCACAGAAGUGCCCUUGGCCUCGGAGGAGCCAUUCCCCUCAGAAGAGCCAUCCCCCUCAGAAGAGCCAUCCCCCUCCGAGGAGCCAGCCCCCUCCCAGGAGCCACUGUUCACACCUUCACCCCCAGUGCCCAGUGGGAUGGGCUCCGGGGAAGCAUCCGGGGCACCGGAAGUCAGUGGUGACUUCUCAGCCAGUGGAGAAGCUUCAGGACACCCGGACACCAGUGGGCAGCCCUCGGAAGACCUUGACUCCAGUGGUGUCACCUCAGCAGCGGGCUCAGGCCUGCCCGUGGGAAGUGGACUGGCCUCGGGGGAGGAAGAUAGAAUUACGUGGUCCAACACUUCUCACGUUGGGGGGCUGCCUCCUGGGGGUGAGGGUCUAGAAGGCUCUGCCUCCGGGGUAGAGGACCUGGGUGGAGGUGAGAGUCAUCCAGAAGGUUCUGCCUCUGGAGUAGAGGACCUGGGUGGACUUCCUAGUGGAGAUGAGAGUCAUCUAGAGACAUCUACCUCUGGAGGAGACCUGGGUGGACUUCCUUCUGGAGAUGAGAGUCAUCUAGAGACAUCUACCUCUGGAGUAGACCUGAGUGGACUUCCUUCUGGAGGUGAGACUCAUCCAGAAAGUUCUACCUCUGGAGUAGACCUGAGUGGACUUCCUUCUGGAGGUGAGACUCAUCCAGAAGGUUCUGCCUCUGGAAUAGACCUGAGUGGACUUCCUUCUGGAGUUGAGAGUCAUCUGGAAACAUCUACCUCUGGAGUAGAGGACCUGGGUGGACUUCCUUCUGGAGGUGAGACUCAUCCAGAAAGUUCUACCUCUGGAGUAGAGGACCUGAGUGGACUUCCUUCUGGAGGUGAGACUCAUCCAGAAAGUUCUACCUCUGGAGUAGACCUGAGUGGACUUCCUUCUGGAGGUGAGACUCAUCCAGAAAGUUCUACCUCUGGAGUAGAGGACCUGAGUGGACUUCCUUCUGGAGGUGAGACUCAUCUGGCGACGUCUACUUCUGGAGUAGAGGACCUGGGUGGACUUCCUUCUGGAGGAGAGGGUCUAGAGACCUCUGGUUCUGGACCCGAGGACCUCAGCGGGUUGCCUUCUGGAAAAGAAGACUUGAUCGGGUCACCUUCUGGAGACUCGGGCCUGGGCGGGAUACCUUCUGGAACUCUCGGAAGCGGGCAAGCUCCAGAAGCCAGUGGCCUUCCCCCCGGAUUCAGCGGUGAGUAUUCUGGCACGGACCUCGGCAGCGGCCCAUCCUCCGGCUCGCCGGACUUCAGCGGGCUUCCCUCGGGGCUCCCGACAGUCUCCCUGGUGGAUACCACGCUGGUGGAAGUGGUCACAGCCGCCACGGCGAGUGAGCUGGAGGGGCGGGGCACCGUCGGCGUGAGCGGUGCUGGCGAGGGAUCCGGGCUGCCCUUCGGCGAGGUGGACGUGAGCGGGGGCGCGAGCGGGUUCCCUUCGGGGGCUGAACUCAGUGGCCAGCCAUCUGGAUCCCCCGACAUCAGCGGGGAGACAUCUGGAUUCUUUGGUGUCAGCGGACAGCCAUCAGGAGUCCCUGACCUCGGCGGGGGGACAUCCGGGCUCUUUGAGCUCAGUGGGCAGCCGUCAGGGUUUCCGGAGGAGACGUCUGGAAUGGCCGAGCUCAGUGGACAGUCCUCCGGACAGCCAGGUGUCAGCGGAGAAGCUUCUGGAGAUCUUGGCAGCGGCCACCCGUUUGGCAUGACCGACCCGAGUGGAGAAACGUCUGGGGUCCCUGACCUCAGUGGGCAGGCCUCGGGGUGGCCCGGGUUCAGUGGGGCCCCCUCGGGGAUCCCCGACCUGGUUUCUGGCGCCGCGAGUGGCAGCGGCGACGCUUCCGGCGUUACGUUUGUGGACAGCACCUUCGUGGAAGUGACCCCAACUCCAUUUAGGGAAGAAGAAGAAGGCUUGGGGUCCGUGGAACUCAGCGGCCUCCCCUCUGGGGAGACGGAUCUCUCGGGCAUCUCUGGGAUGGUGGACAUCAGUGGACAGUCGUCCGGGGCCAUUGCCCCCAGCGGGUUUCCAUCGCAGCCUCCAGAAUUCAGCGGCCUGCCCAGCGGAGCCGCCGAGGUCAGCGGGGAGGCCUCCGGCGCCGAGGUGGGGAGCGGCCUGCCCUCCGGAGCCUACGAUGGCAGUGGACUUCCACGGGGCUUCCCCACCGUCUCGCUCAUCGACAGGACUUUGGUGGAAUCUGUAACCCAGCCUCCAACGGCCCAAGAAGCAGGGGAGGGGCCUUCGGGCAUUCUAGAACUCAGCGGUGCCCCUUCCGGAGCGCCGGACGUGUCCGGAGACCAUUCCGGACCAUCGGACCUCAGCGGGCUGCAGUCCGGGCUGGGGGAGCCCAGCGGCGAGCCUUCGAGGACCCCGUAUUUCAGCGGGGACUUUUUCGGCUCCACGGAUGCCAGUGGGGCGUCUUCUGCAGCCACGGGCACCAGCGGGGAGGCCUCGGGACUGCCCGACGUCACUCUAAUCACUUCCGAAUUCGUGGAGGGUGUCACGGAACCCACUGUUUCCCAGGAACUCGGCCAGAGACCCCCUUUGACACACACACCCCAGGUUUUUGAGUCCAGCGGAGAAGCCUCUACAUCGGGGGACCUCAGUGGAGCCACACCAAGCUUCCCCGGGUCCGGGGUAGAGGCGUCAUCUGUCCCAGAAUCCAGCAGCGAAACGUCUGCCUCUCCUGAGGCUGGGGUGGGGGCGCCUGCUGCUCCUGAGGCCAGUGGGGUGGCCUCGGGGACCCCUAAUCUGGGGGAAACCACCUCCGCCUUCCCCGAAGCUGACCUGGAGGGAGCCUCGGGCCUGGGAGUGAGCGGCCGCCCCUCCACCUUCCAGGAAGGGCCCACGGAGGGCUCCACCCCGUCGGGAAUGAGUGGAGAGUCGGCCACCACGUACGAUGUGGCCACGGAGACCUCGGGCUGGCCUUCGGCCACUCCCGGGGCUUCUGGAGACGGGCCGGAGAUCAGCGGGGACCCGUCUGGUCACGCCUCGGGGCUGGGUGUUGUCGUGGGCACCAGCGUCCCAGAGUUUGAAUGGACCCAGCAGCCCCAGCGCCCUGCAGAGGCGAAUCUGGAAGUGGAGUCCUCAAGCCCCGUGCACUCGGGAGAAGAGGCCCCAACGGCCGAAACAGCCGUCUUCCCAACGGACGCUUCUUCCAUCCCAGCUCCGGCCGAAGGGACCGAAGGAUCGGAGGCAACCAUUACAGACAUUGAUGAGUGCCUCUCAAGCCCUUGUGUGAAUGGAGCCACCUGCGUGGACGCCAUCGACUCUUUCACAUGCUUAUGCCUUCCCAGCUACCGAGGGGACCGGUGUGAGAUCGACCAGGCGCUGUGCGAGGAGGGCUGGACCAAGUUCCAGGGCCACUGCUACCGCCACUUCCCGGAGCGCGAGAGCUGGGUGGAUGCCGAGAGCCGCUGCCGGAAGCACCAGUCCCACCUGAGCAGCAUCCUCACCCCCGAGGAGCAGGAGUUCGUCAACAACAAUGCUCAAAACUACCAGUGGAUCGGCCUGAACGACAGGAGCAUCGAAGGGGACUUCCGCUGGUCAGAUGGACACUCCCUGGUGAGUUCUGCCAGGGGCCCUGGGCAGAGUGGGCGACCGAGGAGGAGGAUAGAGAAGAGAGACGCUGUCUCGUCACAGCCAGAGGGGACCACGCUGGCUCAUCGUGGGCGGGGGGGUCUUCGCAAGAGCCCCCCUAAGACCUGGAGGGUAUCACUCUAA
Messenger RNA from Myotis davidii, 5911 nucleotides. RefSeq names its product aggrecan (gene ACAN). The transcript has 14 exons. Lineage: Eukaryota; Metazoa; Chordata; Mammalia; Chiroptera; Vespertilionidae. Bases 11 to 5911 code for a protein of 1966 amino acids. The record is from RefSeq and is a predicted model, not a curated record. Gene Ontology annotation, biological process: cell adhesion. Gene Ontology annotation, molecular function: hyaluronic acid binding; calcium ion binding.